ACGAGUCCCUUGGGCGCUGGGCAUCCCGAUCUCCCGCCAUCGUCAACAUCUACGAUCAUGCAGUCCACAGCGACCAGCCACGCGGAUAGCGAAGAAGAGAAACGUCGUAUGGAGGAGGAGAUGGUGAGGGCGCGGCUCGCGCGCAUGCGGGCGGAGCGCACGGGCAAGGGCGGCGACUUUGGCAUGGGCAUGCACGGUAUCGAUCUCGGUGCGUCUGCUCGUACCCUUCUGCGUAUCGUCGAGCAUCGAAAUCACUUGACGGAGAACCAGGUGUCGAUGGCGGCAUCGCUGAAGACCACGACCACUACCAGCGACAAAAGCCCUGAUACCAAGCCUCCUACGGCGGGAGGAUCAGCAGCAACGGUGCCGGCAUGGCGAUCGCCCGUUUCCACGUCGGCAUCCGGCGCGAAGAAGACGGUCACCGAGCGCACGCCGGUUUCGCUCGCGGCCUUCAUUGGCGGGCAGGCGAGCGGCCCGCGGCUGAACAGGCACGCGCCUCAGGCGGACGCGGGCGCGAUGUACGACGGGCGCGUGGGCAGGGACGGCGCAGUGCACCCGAUCUUUGGUCGUGGGGGGAUCGCGAUGCCGGGUAUGGUCAAGCAGGUUUCGCCUGCAGAUGACGCAUCGUCGAGCGCUCGAGAUGAACCCGCGGCGCGCACGGCGGUUGCGAGCAACAGCGCGCUGCCGGGGGCGUCGAGGAGCGCAUCGUCGCUUGCGCAGCGGUAUCUUAGUAAUGUGGAGGAACAGUCGUGGCAGCCGCCGAGGAAGGGGCCUGUUGAUCUCAUGGAGGAGAGUCGGUCGGAUGCGCCGACGGCUAGUUUGGGAUCGUUGUCGCUGGAGCGGGGCCCCUCGACUGCUGCUGCGUUCCCUGCGCCCGCUGCGAUCACACGUACGACGUCUGCGCCGUCGCCAUCUGUUUCUUUCCCGCCGUUCGAGCCAUCUCCUCCAAUUUCCCCUACUGUACCAGAGUCUCAGGAAAGAGAGGUCGAUUUAAUGACCUCGGAGGCGACUGACCCGCCUUCGAGGACACCAAGCAUCAACGUCCCUCCGUCUACGAACUCUCCGCCUGUUACUUGCCCCAUGCCCCUCGCAGCUUCCCCUCAACCGCAAUCUCCCGCUACAUCCACAUCGCCCUCCCCAGCCCCCAACACUAACAUUACUUCCCCUGCUCUUGCCCCCGCAAACGCACCCACCAAAUCGCACUCCGCCCCUGUAGGCACAGGCACAGCCCCUUCAUGGAAAUCCUCCCCCAGCUCCACGCCAUCCUCCACCAACACCAGCACCGCAGACAAACCACCCGUGUCUCUCGCAGCGUUCAUGGGCGGCAGCAGCGCUCCCGGCCCGCGGCUGAACAGACCCGCGCCGCAGGACGAUGCGCAUUUAGUGUACGAUGGGCGGGAGGCGCGCGGCGGGCAGGGCGCGGUGCAUCCCGUGUUUGGGAGGGGCGGUGUUGGGCGGGGCGGGAGCGAUCAUAACUCGACUUUGACUUCGACUUCGGUGGCGGCCGGGAUGCCGCAGAGGAAGAAGUCAUCGCUUGCGGAGCGGUAUCUACAAGGUGUUGAGGAGCAGAGGCAGCAGGUGGCAAAGCCGACGCCGAGGGAUCUUGGGUAUGAUCUUGGGGGUGCGCAUUGAUUCGUUCUUUUUUUGGCUGUUGUGCUAUCCUUGGGCGGAAGAAAGGGUGUUCUCAUUUCGUGUCAACGAUGUGUUUGUAUGUUCAUUUGUGCUAGCGAUAAUACAGAACGAGGUUUCAUAUGUCAUGC
This is a messenger RNA of Coniophora puteana RWD-64-598 SS2, 1760 nucleotides long. RefSeq lists its product as uncharacterized. The record is from RefSeq and is a predicted model, not a curated record. The transcript has 2 exons. Bases 58 to 1632 code for a protein of 524 amino acids. NCBI's taxonomy places the organism in Eukaryota, Fungi, Basidiomycota, Agaricomycetes, Boletales, Coniophoraceae.